Metarhizium brunneum ARSEF 3297 is the source of this 1974-nucleotide messenger RNA. RefSeq lists its product as uncharacterized. NCBI's taxonomy places the organism in Eukaryota, Fungi, Ascomycota, Sordariomycetes, Hypocreales, Clavicipitaceae. The record is from RefSeq and is a predicted model, not a curated record.
AUGUCUUCAGCAACUCACAAGUUAGGCAGAGAAAGCUGUGAGCAAGAUGAGUCUGAGUUGCGCGUGACACGGCCGCAAGCUGCCUUCUUGCCGUGUGACAAGUCGCAAGAUUCGCCGCUCCUUUCCGACAGAGACUCAACUCACGGCCCUGAUGGCGGUGGUGUUAUUGCCUCGAGUGAGAUUUUUGCUGCCAAACACGACCAUGAUGCGCGUCCUUCUUCCGAGGACAGAGUCGAGCACGUCCAGCCAUGGCCGCAGAAGCCCAACCAGGCGAAAUACACCGACUUUAAACCCUUCCACGCCACGUCGUCAAAUUCGCCGCGCUACAUGGUCAGGAAUAUCAUGAAUAAGACGAAGAAACUGCCCUUUGAGCAACCAACCCUCGAUGAUGCCGAAUUCGAGACACUGACAAGGCUCAUGGACGACAAGCAGAAACACACGGUACCUAGUUUCAAAGCAAAGAUGGCCUUCAGGGCAUUCUACUUCUUACUCCUCGCCGCGCUCAUCUACUUCGUCCUCGUCGGCUGGCCCCUCUGGCCCGGCACCGUGGUCUGGUUCUGGCGCUGGUACCAAGGCCAGGUAGGCCAGCAUCACAUCGCGGGCCUUGUCGCCUUUCUCGCCGCGGGCAUGAUUCGCAAUAUCCUGCCCCAGUUCCUCUGCACCUUCCAAGUCUCCCGGCAAGAACCAAGGGAACCCGAGGAGUCGGCCGUGUCCCAGUGCUGCGUCAUCAUCCCAUGCUACAAGGCGGCCGAGACGCUGCGCACCACGCUGCCCGCGUGCCUGGCGAUAUUCGGCCCCAAGCAAAUCUUCGUCGUGGCUAACGGCAACUCGACCGUGCCGCUGGACAACACGGCCGAUAUAUGCGACGAGUUUGGCGUGCGGCACUUUUGGCUCCCCGUCGGCAGCAAGAUCACCGCCGAGUUCGUCGGCGUGACGCUGGGCAAGGAGUUCCAGUACUGCCUGCUGAUAGACGACGACGUCCUGCUGCCCCCCAGCCUGCCCAUACUGACAAAGUGGUUCAAUGGCCCUGGCCACGAGAACGUCGCGUGUGUUGGGUAUACCAUUAAGAGCGUGGGGUCGAACUCGUCUCGCGGGACAAUCGUCCAGCAGGCCCAGGAUCUCGAGUACAAGAUCGCGGGAUUGACCAAGGUGUUUCAGUCCAAGUACGGCAGCACCGUCUUCCCGCAUGGUGCUAUUGCGCUGUGGCGCCGCGAUGUUCUGGAGAAGAUUCUGCGCGCUCAUCCGGGGUACAGCAUUUCCGAGGACUGGUGGCUCGGCCAUACGGCGAGAGCUGCCGGCUACCGCAUCCUCAUGAGCUCGUCGGUCUUUGUCGAAACCGAGACCCCGCCGCGUCUUUUCCCGGACUGGUUCUUCUGUCGCGCGAAAGACUCGAGGGGUGGCUACGGCGAAAUGUCCGUCGUCCAGCAGCGCUUCUUCCGCUGGAGCUUCUUCUACCUCUUUCGCAUCUGGGCAAACACCUUGUAUCUGAUAUUCAGCUGGCGCCUGGGCUGGCGAGUCCUCAUUACAAAGAUGUACGUCUUGGGAGAAAUCUACGACACGCUCAUCAAACUGUUCACCCCGGUCUUCCUCCCCGUCGCCAUGAUAGCCCACUGGCGCUUGACGCUGAUUUUGUGGUUCGGAACCAUCUUGGCGAAUUUUGUGCUCUCCAUUUGGUUCAACGUGAUUCAUCUGAGUCUUCUAAGACGAGGGAGUUCCAAGAAUGAGCGAGUCUCCUGGCUGGCGUUUCCGGCCUUUUUCGUCAUCAAGUUUGUCAUGACGUUUGUGACGGUGGCGAGCGUAUAUUGGACCAUUUACCAGUACGCAGUCUUCUUUGCACGGCAGCACCUCCGGGUGACGGAGAGCGUGCCGGCUUGGAAAGUAAUCAGGGAGAAGAAGGAGAACAUGGCGGAAAAAGAACCCGAGUUGAGCGGCGUUGCGUCCAAAGUCUCCGAGACAAACAGCUGGAGAAAAUAA